AUGGGUAACUCAAACAGUGUGAUCGCUCCUGAUUCAUCUACUGAUGAUGUUGAGGCAGAUCAGGUGGCACCUGAUAAGUCAUCGUCAUCAUCAUCAUCAUCACAUUCUACAACGAGGAAUAAGUACAAAGUACAGGUAGUUGAUUUGGAUGGAAGACUACACGUUGACUUUAAGAAUAGGAACUUGAAGAAGUUAAAGUUGGAGAUAUUCCAUGGUCUGCUCGGUAGUGUGGAGAUCGUCCGACCAGACUCACUGAACAACAGUGAUUAUCUAAAGAAUAGGAAUACGAAUGAUCAUGUAGUAUACAAGUCUGCAACACAAUCACAGUUGACACAAUCACAACAAUCACAGACACAAACACAACAGACACAGAUGACACAAUCACAAACACAACAGACACAACAGACACCACUGAUACAAGUACAACAAAUACAAGAACAACAACAACAACAGCAACAGAUUGCUGUUGCCAGUCAAUCGGCUAUUGCCAACUCUAUCGCGACUACUACGCCCCCACCCACACCCCCACCCUCGACAAAGCCAUCGGGCUCAAAGAAGGGAUGGUCGGCCGCCUCGCCCAGCCCCACAUCUCACACGGUGUCCAAGAGCUUCAUCGAGCUGAAUCCAAAGUCCAGCAGCGAGCAGGCCACCGCCAAGCGACCACCAUCAAACUCGUCGCCACCAGUCGUCUCGCUCGACCAGGAGCCAGAGCGCGUGAACAACUCAUUCGUCAACUCGUCGCCGUCCAGCUCACCGUCCAGCUCGCCCUCUAAGAAGUACCGUCUGCACUCACAGUUCAACCCCGACCUUGAGAUCGAGUCGCUGGCCGAGAUCAUUGCCAAUGAGGACAAGAAGACUGUCAGCGUGUCGUCCGAGCCCAUCUCCGAGUCGCCCACGUCAUCAUCCUCGCCUUCUCCACUCAUUAGCUCUUCGCCUAGCCAACAAACAUCCACUCUGACGGCCUCAUCAACAUCAACAUCAACAACACCACCACUGACGGCCAGCGGUGGUGCGUCCAGCAACAGCAAAGAAAGCGGUAAAGACAAAGAAAAAGACAGCGAGAACAAGUCAUUUUACAAGACGAUCAAGAAGACGAUUGGCAAGCCAACCUCGAGACAUGGCACACCCAAGCAGAUAGUGCCGCCCGUCCAGCUGCAGACGGUGGAUGGUCGCAAGAUUGUGUUGCACUCGCUCGACCUCAGUCUCAAUCGUUUGGAGUUUAUCAAGAAUGAGAUAUUCGACAUCCUGGCCGAGAUGAGUCUGGUCGAGAUCUCAUUCUCCUCCAACUUCUUCACCAUCGUGCCACCCUUCAUCGAGGUUGUCAAGACCCUGACAACCAUCAACUUUAGUCGCAACAGGAUCAGCAAGUUCCCCAUCGAUGUCCUCUCACAUCUUCCACUUCUGACGCAUAUCUCAAUGGACAAGAAUAGCAUCACGUCCAUACCAGAGGACAUUGAUAGGAUAAAGAACUUGAAGUACAUCUCGAUGAAGUACAAUCAUAUUGACUCUUUGCCAAACAGCUUCUGUAACCUUACUCAAUUGGUGACGAUCGACUUUACUCACAACAAGCUGAAAUCACUGCCGGCUAACUUUGAUCAGCUCGUCAAUCUAAAGUUCGUGUGGAUCGGCCUCAACCACAUCCAGACGCUGCCAACGAUGCGCUCGCUGGUCAACCUGCACCACAUCGACGUGUCCUCCAACAAGCUCAACUCAAUCUCUGCCGACCUGGCCCUGCUGGCGCCCAAGGGAUUCAAACCCGGCCGCAACGUCGAGGUGCCACUGGUCGAGGGUGGCGGUCUGGGCUGUCUGAAGGAGAUCAACAUCAGGGACAACAGGGACCUGUUGUCGAUACCCGCUGAGUUCAAGCUGGUCGAGUCCGUUCUGACCAUGUUCACCAGUUUGCCCACAGAGAUCAUCCCCAACGUGUUCCUUGGCGGUCUGGACAGCGCAAAUAACGCGUCCAUCCUGCAGCAGCUUGGAAUCACCCACGUCGUGCUGGCCAUUGGUGACCUGGCGCCAUACUUCCCUCGCAGCUUCAAAUACUACACGAUCGACGAUGCUCGUGACACUCCCAACUACGACCUCUCCGUCCACUUUGAACAGACCACCGCCUUUAUCGAGCAAGGUCGCAAGGUUGGCGGUGUACUAGUUCACUGUCGCGCUGGAAUCUCACGUAGCUCAACCCUAAUCAUUGCCUACCUGAUGAAGUACCAUCAGCUAACCUACAGGAAUGCAUUUAACUUUGUACAAGCAAAGAGAACACAGAUUAUGCCCAAUGUAGGAUUCAAGGAGCAGUUGUUAAAGUAUGAAAGCAAGUUGGACAUCAACAAUAAAUGCCAGCAGCAGUCCUGA
Molecule: messenger RNA, 2352 nt
Organism: Acytostelium subglobosum LB1
Lineage: Eukaryota; Evosea; Eumycetozoa; Acytosteliales; Acytosteliaceae
Exons: 3
Coding region: 1-2352 (783 amino acids)
Biological process (GO): protein dephosphorylation
Cellular component (GO): cytoplasm
Molecular function (GO): protein binding; protein tyrosine/serine/threonine phosphatase activity
Source: RefSeq, a predicted model, not a curated record